AUGAGUACCCUCAAUUGGAACUGUCGUGGCUUGGGCAAUCCACGAACAGUUCAGCAGAUAGUGGACUGGGUGUCCAGUAAGAAGCCAGAGUUUGUAUUUUUUAUGAAGACGAAAGUGGGGCGGAGUCAUGCGGAGAGACUUCGAGUUAGGAUAGGGUACGAAGGUUUGUUCUAUGUAGACAGUAAUGGGUUGAGUGGUGGGUUGGCUUUGCUAUGGCGCAAGAAUAAUAUGGCGAAGUUGCUUAGCUACUUAGGGAAUUAUGUAGAUGUUGAGGUAGCUAUGCCGGGGAGUGCAACGUGGUGUAUGACUGGGUAUUACGGCUUCCCGGAGCGUAAUAGACGACAAGAGGCAUGGAAUUUGCUACGGUCCUUGGCAAACCGAUCACAACUACCAUGGGUGGUGAUUGGUGAUUUCAAUGAUUUACUAUUCCAGAGGGAAAAGCGUGGGGGAAAUCCACACCCGAAUGGUCUCCUACGCGGCUUUGGGGAAACCAUAGAUGAUUGUGGGUUGGCGCAGAUGCCCAUGCAAGGGUAUCCUUAUACGUGGAAGAAGAGAGAAGGGACGGAGAACUGGUUGGAGGAAAGGCUGGAUAAGGUGCUAGUAACUGAGUCGUGGAGGAGGUUGAAUGUGCGAGCCAGUGUGUUGAACAUGAUGACGCGCAAGUCUGAUCAUUCGGCUUUAUAUCUGGGAAUCCGGGAUGAUAUAAGGGGGAUGGGGCGAGGAGCGAAGUGUUUCAGAUUUGAAAUGUCUUGGCUUCAUGAUGAGGGGUGUAGGGAGGUGGUGGAGAGAGCAUGGGGGGAGGGAAGAAUUAUGGGGCUACAGGAUUGCCUUCAGUUGUGUGGGAGGAGGCUAACUACCUAG
Messenger RNA from Ipomoea nil (Japanese morning glory), 861 nucleotides. RefSeq lists its product as uncharacterized. The record is from RefSeq and is a predicted model, not a curated record. The transcript has a single exon. Lineage: Eukaryota; Viridiplantae; Streptophyta; Magnoliopsida; Solanales; Convolvulaceae. The coding region runs from base 1 to 861 and encodes 286 amino acids. Gene Ontology annotation, molecular function: catalytic activity.